UAGUUGUACAUUACUGUUAUAAUUUAUAGGACUGAGGGUUUUUAUCUUUUCCAAAAAAUUGUGGAAUAUGAUGAAAUGGCCAGAACCUCUUCCAACGCUUAGUCGAUAUUCCCUUACAAGUGUGGGUGCAGCUUGACCUUUAUUAGGGCAGGUAAGAGCACUUCAUACUAUCCAUCGUGAUUUACACAAGUCUACUUGCUGAGGAGACUGAAGGUCACACACGUGUUUUCUAUUGGGAGUCUGGAAUGGGGGCAGCCGUGUCCGGGGCAAUUAACAGUCACAUGAAAGCCCCUCACUAACUCACGUGGCAACGAACAGGUCAAGAGGGAUCCAGACAGAGCUGGUUCCCAGAGAGAAUCUUCUGCACAUUCGCUCGCAUCCGAGCUUCCCGAUUGGCCCGAUCGGGGUCUCGAGAUUGUCAUUGCCCAAAUCUGAUUGGCUGCCUUGUUCCCGGCCGAUCAUUGGCCAAUAAACCUCGCUGGUAAAAAGCUGGGUAGAGCUCUGCGCUGGGGAUUUCUCUGACAGGCUGCAGGGAACGGUUGCAACCCAGGAGGCAGCAGCAGCACGAUCCAAGCUGUCCUUUAAAUGUUCAAAUAAUAAGGCUGGACAUUUCCCCCAGCCAAUAAACACUCUGCCACCGGCGCCUCCUGGCUUUUACCUUUUUAACCCCCAACAAACGCUCCAAUAAAUGAUCUUAUGCUAUGAAUGGAAUAUUGGGCGCCUCUAGCGAUUGUCUGAUUGCGCCAGGGCUUGCACAGUGACUGCCGCGUGUGUUACCCGCUCUACAUGGCGCACUUGCACCUACUCACUCAAUUCAUGCAGCACGAUUGUUAUCGCAGUGUGAAGGGUUAGUGUUCGACACAGGCCGGGAAGAACCUGACCUUGGCCGCCGCUGCUGCUGCUGCUUCUUUAUCUGUCGCUGUCGAGUGGGCGUUCUGUGUGUGCCAUUGGCAAUGUGCUCCCAGCUGUGGCUCCUCACGGACAGACACAUCCAGGACGAUUACCCGCAGAUGCGCAUCCUGGAGGCUCUGAAGAAGCGCUGCGCUGAUCACAAUGUGGACUUCACUUUCGUCUUGAUGGAUCAAAUUGCCCUCACUGUCACUGACGGACAGCUGGGCUUGCAAAUUAACCAGAAGACUGUGACUGCUUACCCUCAGGUGAUACUGGUGCGGGUGCCAACACCAACUGUGCAGUCCGAUAGCGAUAUAACUGUACUGAGGCAUCUUGAGAAACUUGGCUGUCGCCUUGUUAAUCGUCCGCAAGCCAUUUUAAACUGCAUAAAUAAGUUCUGGACAUUUCAGGAAUUAGCUGGCCAUGGCAUACCUUUACCGGACACCUUCUCCUAUGGUGGCCACGAUGAGUUUUCGAAAAUGAUAGAAGCAGCAGAGCCUUUAGGGUAUCCCGUAGUUGUAAAAAACACCAGAGGACAUCAAGGAAAAGCAGUGUUUCUUGCAAGAGAUAAGCACCACCUGUUGGAUAUAUCCCACUUGGUGCGCCAUGAUGCACCCUACCUUUUUCAGAAGUAUGUCAAGGAGUCUCAUGGGAAGGAUGUCCGUGUGGUGAUUGUUGGAGGACGAGUGGUUGGGUCGAUGUUGCGCUGUUCCACUGAUGGCAGGAUGCAAAGCAACUGCUGCUUAGGUGGGGUUGGCAUCCCGUGCCCCCUUAGUGAACAAGGGAAACUGUUAGCUAUUCAAGUAUCCACCAUUCUGGGUAUGGAUGUAUGUGGUAUUGACCUCCUUCUACAAGAUAACGGAUCCUUUGUGGUUUGUGAGGCAAAUGCAAAUGUUGGCUUUACCGAAUUUGACCAAGCGUGUAAAUUAGAUCUUGGUGACAUUAUUGCAGAGUAUGCCUUGUCUCUCCUCCCAUGUAGGGUAUCAGAAGAGAAGGCUGCGGCGCCUGCAGAACCCAACUCCCAGGAAACUGAAGAAACAACAGCACAUGCUAGUACUCACCCUGCUAGUGUUUGUAGCGCUAGUGAUGCCUCGUGUUGCAGUGAGAGUGCUGCUGAUGUUGAAGAAAUCAGGGAUUCUCUUAAUGUGCCAAAGCCAUGCUCCCCGGUGUUAGCAGAUAGUUUCCAUGACAUCCAUAAGUAAUCUACCUCUCCAUUGCCUAUGUAAGUGAAUGCAAUUCUAAAUCAUAUCGGCACCCAAUUCUAAACAUGGAUUAUUGUAGUAUGUUAUGAGCCAAUCUAGUACUGAAAUGCUGCUUACUUGUAUGCCAUUAAUAACAGUGUUACUUAUGGGAUACAGUUUAUUUUCCAUUGCACAUAGCUGCAGAAUAUAAAUGAGCAUGUAAAAGGCCUCUUGUUGGCUGGUAGCUGUUAUUGGGAAUAUGAAACUUUAUUAGGCCCUUUCAGAAUAUAUCAGUUUGUGUGUGAUCCUUUAGUACUGGGCUUCGGACUGUUUAGCCCAAGAAUUGAAGUAAAAAGGUCCAUUGAUUUUAGAAAGGACAUGUGCCCAUUAAUAUAGAUCAAGACAGUGUAUCUUCAAUCUAAAUUAUUCUCAAGGAACCCUUCCACAGAAUCAGUGUUUCUAGGAUCAUUCCAGCUGGAGAACCACUGUAGGACAAUAUCAUCAAGCAUGGUUCAGUUAAGUCUUUAUUGGAGACCUGUGAAUGGUUGCUUUGAAAUUAUGUUAUGGGAGAUGACAUCUGACAUCUAAGAGGUGCCCAAAGGUUGUGAGUUAAACCAUGAGAAUCCUUCAAUCCCAGGUAAUAACUUAUAUAAAAUCCAGAAAAAAAGACUGCAGCCGGGGUAAGGGUAGGAUUCCUUUAUUCAACUCAUAAUUUCUAUUUAAGCAAACUCUUCUGACUACUGGUGAGGGUGGGGGAGUUAGUAAGCAUAAUAAAACAGUGAUCCAUUAGUGCUUUAUAUGUGAAGCAAUUGCAUGAAAGUUCUAUUUUUCCAACAUACAAUGCCAUGUGUAUUUAUGGUAACAUUAUGUUGUUAGAUGGCAGUCAUAAAACCAACACAAUAUACAGUUCAGCUGAAAUCAAGAUGAUUUUCGAGUACAAAUGCUGCCAUAGGCGUAUGCUGUAUCAAAAGAACUAUGCAAAUGAAUUUUGAGCAAUAGUCCUGAUUUGGUGCAUUUGCCUGUGUGUAAACAAAUAUAUUUAAAAAAAAAAAACGAGUGAGCUUUCACAAUAAGUCGGGUGAAAACAUAAAUGACAAUGAAUAUAAGUCUUUGUUGUAUAAAACAACUGAGACAGAUUUACCAAAGGAAGCACUGUAGUUUCCAUAGGCAGUAUUUCUUCCGCAUUCAUAUUGGAGCUUUUUGUAAUUACUGCCUUGGUCUUGUAGUGCAUUGGCUGUUGUUAUUAAGGCAAUCGUGCAAUCGAUCUGUUAUAACAUCAUGUCAUAUCACAUUUGUAUGUUUUGCAAUAUGGAAAAUAGUCUUGUAAUGUUACUUCAUGAGGGUAUUUGCUAGAAUGUGAAUAUGAUCUUUAUUUCAUAAUGGGCAUUAAGGAUUUGUUCAGUGUAAAAAUAAAAACUGUGUAAAUAGAUAGGCUGUGCAAAAUAAAACGUGUUUCUAAU
This is a messenger RNA of Xenopus laevis (African clawed frog), 3532 nucleotides long. It is a transcript of the gene rimkla.L, whose product is annotated as N-acetylaspartylglutamate synthase A. NCBI's taxonomy places the organism in Eukaryota, Metazoa, Chordata, Amphibia, Anura, Pipidae. Bases 954 to 2093 code for a protein of 379 amino acids. The record is from RefSeq and is a predicted model, not a curated record. The transcript is spliced from 5 exons.